UCUGGAGGGCCAAAAGCAAACAGUCUUCAAAGCCAAGGGCUUGGCUGGCAGUCAGGAGAUCAGAUCCUUCACCUCUGCCCCUCUCCCUGCAGUCACAUAUAUAAGACCCUGGUCAUACCUGAGAGAUGAGAAGAGAGAGCCAGCAGCAAGAUGGAUGUGGGCAGCAAAGAGGUCUUGAUGGAGAGUCCGCCAGACUACUCAGCAGGCUCUCGGGGGCAGUUCCGUAUCCCCUGCUGCCCUGUGCACCUCAAACGCCUUCUCAUCGUGGUGGUGGUGGUGGUCCUUGUCGUUGUGGUGAUUGUGGGGGCCCUGCUCAUGGGUCUUCACAUGAGCCAGAAACAUACCGAGAUGGUUCUUGAGAUGAGCAUUGGGGCACCGGAAGCCCAGAAACACCUGGCCUUGGGUGAGCCCAUGGAUACCACUGCCACCUUCUCCAUCGGCUCCACUGGCAUCGUUGUAUAUGAUUACCAGCGGCUCCUGACUGCCUAUAAGCCAGCUCCAGGAACCUGCUGCUACAUCAUGAAGAUGGCUCCAGACAGCAUCCCCAGUCUUGAAGCUCUCAUUCGAAAAUUCCAGACCUUGCAGACUCCCAUGUAUGUCUCUUUCCAGGCCAAGCCUGCAUCCACCUCUAAGCUGGGCCCAGAGGAGGGGCUGGAUGCAGGCUCUGCGUCUCCAGGAGACAGGGCCUUCCUAGGUCUUGCCAUGAGCACCCUGUGUGGAGAGCUCCCUCUCUUCUACAUCUAG
Messenger RNA from Dipodomys ordii (Ord's kangaroo rat), 744 nucleotides. RefSeq names its product surfactant protein C (gene Sftpc). The transcript is spliced from 5 exons. The record is from RefSeq and is a predicted model, not a curated record. Gene Ontology annotation, biological process: respiratory gaseous exchange by respiratory system. Lineage: Eukaryota; Metazoa; Chordata; Mammalia; Rodentia; Heteromyidae. Gene Ontology annotation, cellular component: extracellular region; alveolar lamellar body. Bases 151 to 744 code for a protein of 197 amino acids.